Molecule: messenger RNA, 14164 nt
Organism: Corythoichthys intestinalis (scribbled pipefish)
Lineage: Eukaryota; Metazoa; Chordata; Actinopteri; Syngnathiformes; Syngnathidae
Gene: rbms3
Product: RNA binding motif, single stranded interacting protein
Exons: 14
Coding region: 972-2222 (416 amino acids)
Cellular component (GO): ribonucleoprotein complex; cytoplasm; nucleus
Molecular function (GO): mRNA binding
Source: RefSeq, a predicted model, not a curated record
GCAAGAAAGAGAGAGAGCGAGGGGGGGCGGCGAAUAGUCGAGAGAGCGCAUGCGAGGGAAUGAGAGAGCAACUGUGUGACAGAGGCGAGGAGAACGAGGCAGGCUGCUUAGACAAGUGAGAGAGCAGAAAGGAGGAAAUACGGAACAUACAUUACGAGAGCAGGAAGCGGGAGGAACGCAGACGGAGGACUCUUUCUCUGCUAGCCGCAAGGGGCACAGUCACUACUUUUAUCCAGCGGAGCGGACUAACCAAUUAGCGGAUUUUUAUUACUCGUCACCGCAUCCUUAGGAAACUUCCUUUGUGCGUCGCGCAAAGUGAGAGGGCUAUUUGCGAUCGCAUCUCGGUGCGGUCCCUCCUGAGCACAAAGUGCAUCUGUCGGCAAUCGGUGCCGAGGAUAUCUCCCCUCCUGUCAUACGAGACACCGUCGGAUCCGACUACAGAGAGGAGAGAGAGCGUGUGUACGAGAGAGCGUUCCAAUCGGUGUGUGCGUGAGAGGGAGGACCAUUAAAGCCAAGGCAAAAGUGAAAUCGCUUGACUAGAGGAGAGAACCCAGACCCUCUCCCUGUGUUCCUUUGCCAUUCCUUUCCUCCUCCUCUCUUUCCUCCUGUUCCUCUCCCAACAUUCCCAGGACCGCUUGAUUCUCUUGGCAACUUCUCCUCUCCAUCCUCUCCCUUAUCACACCUUAUCCGACACCCGCGGAAGACCAGAGCGCUACUCUCGGAUCGAGAACUUGAGGGAAUAUCACUUAGACUGACUGCCUUAUUACGGAGGCUCUGGACUACGUUGAGACACUCCUUUGCAGCAGACACUGCCUUAUCUCUGGUGAAUCCACCAGUGACAGCAGUGUGGACCAGGAAGAAAGGAUCCCUACAAUCUAUCCACUCCUACUCCACUAUCAGCGUUUGCUAGUGCGCAGAUCCCUCCCCCCUGUGUCACCAUUCCCUGCCUCAGUGCUAAGGAUUCCAGCUACAUGGGCAAGCGAUUGGAGCAGCAACCAAUGUACCCUCAGUACACCUACUACUACCCCAAUUAUCUCCAGACUAAGCAGCCCUAUGCUCCACCCCCUCAUCCAAUGGCUCCUCCCAGCCCCAGCACCAACAGCUGCAGCCAGGGAGCGGCAGAGCAGCUGAGUAAGACCAACCUGUACAUCCGAGGCCUGCCACCUGGGACAACCGACCAGGACCUCAUCAAACUCUGUCAACCGUAUGGAAAGAUAGUGUCAACAAAGGCCAUUCUGGAUAAGAACACCAACCAGUGCAAAGGCUACGGAUUUGUUGAUUUUGACAGCCCGGCCGCAGCACAGAAAGCCGUGUCGUCUCUCAAAGCCACCGGGGUGCAGGCGCAAAUGGCUAAGCAACAGGAGCAGGAUCCUACCAACCUCUACAUCUCUAACCUACCCAUCUCGAUGGAUGAGCAGGAACUGGAGAACAUGUUGAAACCUUUGGGUCACGUCAUCUCCACCAGGAUACUGAGGGAUGCUAACGGAGUCAGCAGGGGAGUCGGCUUUGCCAGGAUGGAGUCCACAGAAAAAUGUGAAGUAGUGAUCCAACAUUUCAAUGGAAAAUACCUAAAGACCCCACCCGGAAUUCCAACUCCCACGGAGCCGUUGCUGUGUAAAUUUGCCGACGGAGGCCAAAAGAAGCGCCAGAGUCAGAGCAAGUACCCUCAGAAUGGGAGGCCGUGGCACAGAGAAGGCGAGACUGGCAUGGCAUUAACAUAUGAUCCUGCUGCAAUGCAGAACGGGUUCUACUCUUCGCCUUACAGCAUCGCCACCAACCGCAUGAUUGCACAGACCUCCAUCACGCCCUUCAUCGCUGCUUCUCCCGUUUCCACAUAUCAGGUCCAGAGUACAUCAUGGAUGCCUCAUCAACAAUAUGUUAUGCAACCUACAGGUGCAGUGAUCACGCCAGCCAUGGACCACACUAUGUCCAUGCAGCCUGCCAGUAUGAUGGCUCCCCUCACCCAGCAGAUGAACCAUCUGUCCCUGGGCACCACAGGAAGUUACAUGACUGCCGCCGCUGCAGCAGCGCCUAUGCAAGGGACCUACAUUCCCCAGUACACUCCUGUGCCUCCAACAGCCGUCCCUGUCGAAGGAGUUGUGACAGAUGCCUCCCCUCAGACGGUGGCUCCCUCAUCACAGGAAGUGACUGGUCAGCAACAACAGAUUCAAGUUGAUGGUGCCACCGACCACGUCUCUGCUUACUCAUACCAGUCCAAAUAGCAACGGCCUGAGAGAAUGUUCCUGUGACAGCGUUGCCUUGAGACAUAAGGUGGCUGCACUGUGAAUGUGAGGGGGGUACGUACAGGAAGAAAAAAAAGAGAUUGCUUCCAGAUUGCCCAGGCACCAAAAAAGAGACACUUUUUUCAUUUUCUACCUGGUCACCUAGGGGGAAAAAACAAAACAAGGAAGCAAUGGAUGCUGAGAAAGAAUAUUGUUGGGCACAGUGCAAAGAAAUUGUUAAGUGUGAAAACCUGCCUGAAGGGCUGGGCUGAUGCUAGGAUUUUUUUCUCAAAAAAAAAAAAAAAAAAAUCUCAACCAAUUUAACAACAAAAAAAAGGAAAAACAAAAAAAAUGACACAAAAGAAGGGUUGAAUGUGAAUUUAUUUUGUAAUUAGAAACAGGCAGUCAUGUUUGAGAUACACACAGAGAUUGUCUUCCUCAGAUACUAAGCUACAAGUUGUUUUCAAUAUUUUUUAUGUUCUAGUGUUAAAUUUUAGUUUUCUAGAUAUAUUUGAAAAGUGUCUUUUUUUUUUUUUGUUCUUUUCUUGAAUCUUCAUGGCCUUAAUUUCAAGGGCGCCAGAGACUUUUUUGCAAGUUCAAGUCUGACGUCCGCUUCGGGGGAGAUUAAACAAAAAAAAAAGACAACAGAAACAUAAGCGAAUCGGUAUUUUUGGACCGCUUGGAAGGUCCGAGAAACUGGAAGAAUCAUUUAAAGAGGAAAAAAAAAUCUAUCACAUAAGCUGUACAGAUUUAGUAGAGAAAAUCUUUUUUUUCCCCCUCGUUUUCGUCACAAGAAGAAUGCUUUGAUGAUGAUUAUGUCCGAGGUAAAUACGUGUUAAAACAGUAAAUGUCUGUGGCGAAAAAGACUUGAGCACUGAAGAGAUUUUUUCACAAUGAGGUCAAAGAAAAACGCUUUUUUUUUACGCUCACCGUUAUUAUUUCCCGAGCAGCGUCGCCGUCAAUGACAUUACAGCUUUUUAUCUGCCACAUUUUACAUUUUUUAUGAGCUUUAAGAUGUUUUUAGCCCGCUUUGCUUGUCACGCUGCAAAUGUUAUUGAAAAAAGAGGACAAAAAAAAUCUAUAAAAUGUACAAAAACAUGAAAAAAAACUGGCAGUGAAACAAAAACAGUAGAGUAUAGGAGCUUAUGGUUGAGAUCAAUCAGUGCAAAAGCAAUAGAGGAAAUUGUUGACAAUUUCUGUAGUCUUUCCUAGUUGUGGAUCAAAUGCAGCCCAUGGAUGGCCAUUUUUAUACCAAAGAUGAAGAUACACUCUGAAACAGAGGUUUUUUUUUCCUGUCUCAUUUUUUUCUGUUGGUUGUUGUUGAUGUUAAUGAUGUUGUUGAUGUUGAUAUUGCUGUUGUUCUUGUUGUUGUUGCUGUUGCUCUUGUUGAUGUUUUUUUUUUAUUUGACCUCGAUGGCCGGACCAGUCCUUAAGAAUCCUUUCAUAACACAUGCGCACACACUAUGUCAAAGUUGAUGCAUGAGGUGGCACCAGUGGCAGUUUUUUUCCCAUUUUCUUUCAGUAUUUCAGGUGAUUCUAACGUCGUACAGGGAAACUCAUGUUAAACAUAGACUUCAUAAUAUAUUGAGGGGGCGCAGGGCCAAUUAAUAGAGGGCCUGCUUUAUUGGCGUGGCCCGUUAAAGCUGACCGAGUGGAAUCACAGACAAAAAGAGCUUUUUUUUUUUGUUUAAAAUUCUUGUGAAUAAAUGCUUAAAUCCCUGAAUUUGUGAUAGAUAUGGACGUAAGACAGUCUCAAUUCUUGUUUAAAAGCAAAAAAAAAAACAACGGUGCAGUUAGCAUUUAUUUUACGUAAAUAUGUCGAAGUACGAUGCUAGUCAGUCAAUGUGGCGGCCGCCAUAUGUAAACAGAGCUUUUCCGGUGAAAAUUCUUGUGAAUAAAUGCUGAAAUCCCUGAAUUCGCUAUAGAUUUGAACGUAAAACAGUCUCAAUUCUUUGUUAAAAGAGCAAAAAAAACAGGCAGUUAGCAUUUAUUUUACGUAAAUAUGUUGAAGAAUAAUGCUAGUCUGUCAGUCAAUGUGGCAGCCGCCAUAUGUGAACAGAGCUUUUCCGGUGACAAUUCCUGUAAAUAAAUGCUUAAAUCCCUCAAUUCUUUUUUGAUAUGGACGUAAAAAAGUCUCGAUUCUUGGUUAAAAGCAAAAAAAUAACGUGCAAUAUGUUGAAGUACAAUGCUAGUCUGUUAGUAAAUAUAGCUUGCUGCCACCUUUUGUAAACAGAGCUUUUGCGGUGAAAAUUCUUGUGAAUAAAUGCUUAAAUCCCAGAUUUUUUUUUUUUAUAGAAAUGGCUGUAGAACAGUCUCGUUUCUUGGUUGAAAGCAAAAAAAAAAAAAAAAUGUGUAGUUAGCAUUUUUUUUACGUAAAUAUGUCGAAAAACGAUGCUAGUCAGUUAGACAAUGUGGUGGCCGCCAUUUGUAAACAGAGCUUUUACAGUGAAAAUUCUUGUGAAUAAAUGCUUAAAUCCCUGAAUUCUUUAUAGAUAUGGACAUAUGACAGUCUCGAUUCUUGGUUAAACGCAAAAAAAAAAAUGCAGUUCGCAUUUAUUUUACGUAAAUACAGUGGGGAGAACAAGUAUUUGAUACACUGCCAAUGUAUCAAAUACUUGUUCUCCCCACUGUAUGUCAAAGUAUGAUGCUAGUCUGUCAGUCAAUGUGGCGGCCACCUUACGUAAACAGAGCUUAUCCAGUGAAAAUUCUUGUGAAUAAAUUCUUAAAUCCCAGAUUUUUUUUUUUCAUAGAAAUGGAUGUAGAACCGUCUCGUUUCUUGGUUGAAAGCAAAAAAAAAAAAAACGUGUAGUUAGCAUUUUUUUAACGUAAAUAUGUCGAAAAACGAUGCUAGUCAGUUAGACAAUGUGGCGGCCGCCAUUUGUAAACAGAGCUUUUACAGUGAAAAUUCUUGUGAAUAAAUGCUUAAAUCCCUGAAUUCUUUAUAGAUAUGGACAUAUGACAGUCUCGAUUCUUGGUUAAACGCGAAAAAAAAAACAUGCAGUUCGCAUUUAUUAUACGUAAAUAUGUCAAAGUAUGAUGCUAGUCUGUCAGUCAAUGUGGUGGCCACCUUACGUAAACAGAGCUUAUCCGGUGAAAAUUCUUGUGAAUAAAUGCUUAAAUCCCUGAUUUUUUUUAAAAAUAGAAAUGGACGUAGAACAGUCUCGUUUCUUGGUUGAAAGCAAAAAAAAAAAAUUGCGUAGUUAGCAUUUAUUUUACGUAAAUAUGUCGAAGAACGAUGCUAGUCAGUUAGACAAUGUGGCGGCCGCCAUUUGUAAACAGAGCUUUUAAAGUGAAAUUUCUUAUGAAUAAAUGCUUAAAUCCCUGACUUUAUAAAUAUGGACGUAAAACAGUCUCAAAUUUUAGUUAAAAGCAAAAAAAAAAAUAUGUAAUUAGUAUUUAUUUUACGUAAAUAUGUCGAAGUACGAUGCUAGUCAGUCAAUGUGGCGGCAGCCAUAUGUAAACAGAGCUUUUCCGGUGAAAAUUCUUGUGAAUAAAUACUUAAAUCCCUGAAUUCACUAUAGAUCUGAUCGUAAAACAGUCUCAAUUCUUUGUUAAAAGAGCAAAAAACUGGCAGCAAGCAUUUAUUUUACGAGAAAUAUGUUGAAGAAUAAUGCUAGUCUGUCAGUCAAUGUGGCAGCUGCCAUAUGUAAACAGAGCUUUUCCGGUGACAAUUCCUGUAAAUAAAUGCUUAAAUCCCUGAAUUCUUUAUUGAUAUGGACGUAAAAAAGUCUCGAUUCUUGGUUAAAAGCAAAAAAAUAACGUGCAAUAUGUCGAAGUACAAUGCUAGUCUGUUAGUAAAUAUAGCUUGCUGCCACUUUAUGUAAACAGAGCUUUUACGGUGAAAAUUCUUGUGAAUAAAUGCUUAAAUCCCAGAUUUUUUUUUUUAUAGAAAUGGAUGUAGAACAGUCUCGUUUCUUGGUUGAAAGCAAAAAAAAAAUGUGUAGUUAGCAUUUUUUUUACGUAAAUAUGUCGAAAAACGAUGCUAGUCAGUUAGACAAUGUGGCGGCCGCCAUUUGUAAACAGAGCUUUUACAGUGAAAAUUCUUGUGAAUAAAUGCUUCAAUCCCUGAAUUUUUAUAGAAAUGGACGUGAAACAGUCACGAUUCAUGGUUAAAAGCAAAAAAAUAACGUGCAGUUAGCAUUUAUUUUACGUAAAUAUGUCGAGGAAUGAUGCGAAUCUGUUAGAGAAUGUGGCUGCAGCCUUACAACAAAGAUCUUUUUACGUUGAAAUUUCUUGUGAAAAAACAAAAAAUAUAAUAAUUACCUUGAAUCCUCGAACAAAUCACUCCUGAGACAAUCCUUCCUGUUUGUAUGCGAUACAGCUUUAGUAGUUUUUUAACAUAAAUCCCGCGUUGGAUCGCUGCAUGUGUCGCUGCGACCGACUGUGAAUAACUAAAGCAGAUUGUGGGAUGGCCCCCUACUUGAAGGCAUGGUGCAGUGAAGAUCAAAUCUGACCCGUCAAUAUCAUUAUGAAGUCUGUGUUAACCGAUUGGGAAAUGUUGCUUACAAUGCCCUGCUCUUGCCUCCCAAAAAAUAAUAGUUUCAACUUUUCCCCUAUGUUCUAAAAUCAACUGUUUAUUUCCAUAAUGAAUUUUGUUUAAAAUCUUUAGUCUCUGUUGUUGUUACACAAACACUCCAAUGAAUGAGGGUUAUUUACUGGAUUCUUUACAUCUGAUAAAGCACAGUUCAAGAAACAAUUUUAAUCAAACAUCUAAAUUCAAUGAGUUCUGAAGUCUUUAAAACAACAAAAGCUCAAAACACUUUUCGACACAUUAGUUUGUAAAUAGUUCGUGUUUGGAUGGUGCAUACUAGAGUCGGGGUUUCCCCUAUAAAUUAGAGAUUGUGGCGCACCGCCACACCAAAAUAAAAGCCGCCACGCAUUGCAAAUGAGAUGUUUUUUUGUUUUGUUUUUAAAAAAAAUUUAAGGCCAUUUCAAACCAGCGGUUCUAAUGAUAAAAUGUCUGAUUGAGUGCUCGUCCAAGACCGGUGAUUCCAUACUUUUUGCUCGGGGUUAUAAAAUGUCACACAUGAUGAACAUAUGACGGAAACUUUGGCACAUUUCUGGCAUUCGUCUUGUUAUGUUUUAGUCACCAAAAACACAUUUUUUAGCCCAUUUUAGUCCUGUCAUUGUCUUAAAAAAAGCAUUUAUUGACAAAAUAUUUUCGUUGUCAUUGUUGACGAAAAUAAUACUGGUCACAACCUACAUUGAAACCAAUAUUGUGAUAAACAAAGCUAUUCAUCUAAAAGCUACAUAAUGUUCCAAUUUCAUCAUCAUAGAGGACUACCAAGACUGCACACCACCCACGACCUUAUAUGUCCCUGCUUCAGUGACACAACUAAUGUGCAAAGGCCAAGAGAGGAUCCUUUGCUCUAAUUUUCCUUUCACUGUCAUUCCCUCCCUAGUGCCCCCGCUCAUGCCCUCUUUGAGUUUUUUCUUUCUUUAUUUGGUAGUGCAGAAGCAGAACCGCAAACCAAUUUCAGUCAUCCUCUCAAUGAGGCUUGACGGGUCCAAUUUGUCUCCCUCUGGGACAAUAGGAUCCACUCCUGUGUCCCUCAAGAUAACAAUUUCUUCCAGAAAAAGAAGGCGCAUUAUGUUUGGUGAUGAUCGCAACAGGAAACGCAGGAAACGGCAAAACGGAUUUUGCCAUGUGGCAAAAUGGAUUUUGCCAUGUGGCAUUAUUUUUUUUGCCAUGUGGCAAAAUUAAUUUUGCCAUGUGGCAUUUUUUUUGCCAUGUGGCAAAAUGGAUUUUGCCAUGUAGCAUUUUUUUCCAUGUGGCAUUUUUUGCCAUGUGGCAUUUUUUUGCCUGGUGGCAAAAUUGAUUUUGCCAUGUGGAAUUAUUUUUUGCCAUGCAGCAUUUUUUUCCCAUGUGACAAAAUGGAUUUUGACAUGUAGCCUUUUUUUUUGCCAUGUGGCAAAAUUGAUUUUGACAUGUGGUAUUUUUUUUUCCAUGUGGCAUUUUUUUUUGCCAUGUAGCAUUUUUUUUGCCAUGUGGCAUUUUUAUUUUUGCCAUGUGGCAAAAUUGAUAUUGCCAUGUGGCAUUUUUUUUGCCAUGUGGUGCCAUGUAGCAUUUUUUUUUUUUUUUUUUUGCCAUGUGGAAAAUUCAUUUUGCCACGUAGCAUUUUUUUUUUUUUUUUUGCCGUGUAGCAUUUUUUUGCCAAGUGGUAUUUUUUUUGCCAUGUGGCAAAAUGGAUUUUGCCAUGUAACAUUUUUUUGCCAUGUGGCAUUUUUUUUGGCCAUGUGGCAAAAUUAAUUUUGCCAUGUAACAUUUUUUUGCCAUGUGGCGAAAUGGGUUUUGCGCUGUAGCAUUUUUUUGCCAUGUGGCAAAAUUGAUUUUUCUAAUUAGUAUCUUUUUGCCAUGUGGCAAAAUGGAUUUUGCUAUGUGGCAUUUUUUGGGCAUGUGGCUUUUUUUUUUUUUUUUGCCACAUGGCAAAAUCCAUUUUUUCACAUAGCAAAUCCCACUUUUCGUUCUCGACCCUGCUGCACUUUUGUGUCCGCAGUUACAUUCGUUGUUCGUCCCCUCCCAGUCAAAUAGAUUGGACAUCUAGCACUCUCAAUGGCAGCCAAUGAGUUAACAAGGAAGUGGCCUAAAACCAACAGGAAGUGACCAGGAAAUGGUACAAAACUGACAGAAAGUGACCUGUAAGCAUCUUAAAAUUAAUGUGACACAACUCAUUGCCUGCCAUUGACAACGAUCAGUGUUGUUAAUCUUUAAAGUACUUAGUUACAAAUGACUUCUCCCAAAAAAGUAAUUGAGUUAGUAACUCAGUUACUUCAUUGUAGGAGUAAUUAGUUACUCAGCAAAGUAACUGACAUUACUUUUCAUGGUCCUGUUCUGAUCGCUCUCUGGCAGGCAGCUGUGACAAAAUCAGACAACUUUCGAUCAUUCAACCAAAUUGUAGUAACGUGCCCCUUCCAGAGGUUGCGUUAGACAUUUUCGUUGUCUGUCAUUUUGACAGACAGGGUCAUAAAAAUCCGGUCAUAAUCCAUUUUUACCCGUCACUUAAAUUUUUAAAAUGAUAAUGAUGACAUAUUCAAUCGUAUUUAGUUUACGUUCAUUUUUAAAUAAUAUUGUAAUAGACACGGAAGUCGUGGUAUUUUUCUCCCUCUUUUUACUCUGCUUACCGUCAACAACACCAACAAAACAACAACUCCGCCCCCAAAGAAAAAGAGGCAACUAUAUAGACCCCAAUCACCAACGUCACACAAUGAUCUUAAUUGUGGUUGUCAGCCCAAAAUCUUCUAAAUAUAUAUUAAAUGCAUCUUACCAGAUAUAAAAUGACUACUACAUAGUCUGUGGUGAUCGUUUGGUGCCCAGAUUUCUUGUCAAAUUACAGCAGUCCAUCUUGCUCUCCUCUUCGGGUCUCUCAGAAUACGGUAGAACUUCAAGUCUCUCCGUCUAUCUUCUCUGUUACUGCAACCAACCGCCACACACGCCUUCACCAUUUUGAUUAUUAAUGUUAACGAGCAGAAAAACACACCGUAAUAGGAGGCAUGUACGUAGCGGUAAUGUGUAAACACGACGAGCUGACACGCAAUAUGGCGGCUCCAGUCAGGGGGGCGGAGUUGUGACGUCAUGUGAUUGGGGUCUAUACACAGGCGGCAAUCUAGUCCACCAAUUGGAUGACGCGCUGGCACACCGGGUGCACCAAUAAGAACCUCACGUUGAUGUGUCAAUCACGGUGCCGCCGCCAGACCCCGGUGACGCUACAAUAUUCUGACAGAAUAGCCAACGACGUCAUGCAUUAAGAGAGACAUAAGCUAAUUAAUAUGCUCACUCGCCACCCUGUGGUCUGGGGUGUGAAUUGCAACCUGUCAAAAUGACGGACGGACUUCAGUUUUUUCCGUCACCGUUUUAAAAAACCGGUCAACGACGGAAAAUAUUCGGUUAACGCGACCCCUGCCUUCACGCGGUAACGGCGUUGCGAAGAUGGGAAAAGUAAUUAAUUACACUACUCAAUACUAAAAAAAGAUAACGCCGUAUAAGUAACGCCAUUAUUAACAACACUGACAACGACAGAUGUCAUAUUCGCUGGAAGAGAAUUGGAAGGAAUAUUGGAUGGACUGAAUGUGAAUGAUCAUCUUUUAGUGCCAAUGCCAGCCAGUGAGUGAACUUAUUUGGCCAAAAACAUGAGUUCUAAUUGCCAUAAAUGUGGCCCACAAACCAAAAUGAAUUUGACACUCCCGUAUUAAACAGCCUCACUAUUUCUUGCCUUUGCUCAGUUUCCAUUCCUCCAUACUUCAACUCCUUAGUCUCUUAGCUCCUCGUAACGUUCAAUCAAAUCACUCCGUGUUUGCUCUCGCUUGACCUGCCACUCACCGGCCAAACCUUGGCUUUACUCCCUAUAAAAUUCCGACACAUUACAACUCCCCGGUCUCACUUUUAUUUCUUUCCUGUCAUUUCUUCAUCUCCUGUGCUCGCAAGGUGUUGUUUUACCGAACAAUUCCGUUUAUCAACGUGGGUAUGGCUACGGCGUAGCUAUAAAGUUCUCCUGACGUGAAUUAUCCAAAUAGGACUCAUAAUACAGAAUGUGCACAUUGGCGAGUAUAGCAAUUCCCAGAAAUGGCCUGAGAUUCAAUAGUAAUGAAAUUAUGAAAAAGGAAAGGAAAAACAGCACAAAUAGGAAGACAUGCAUCAUUUGGGCUAAUGGCGAAUCAAUGCAGAGAAAAAGGCAUGAGUUCGCUCCUGGUACACAUUUAUUAUAGUUCCCCAUAGACCUGAAAUAUGACUGAGCUAAACAAACAGAAGUGAAGUUUUCUUAAUGGCGCGCUUGCUGCAAAUGGUUUCCCAUUUACAGCAGUUUUUGUCAUCUUCCUCAAAGCGCCAUCAUCAUCAUUCAUGCAUAAUUUGAACACUGUCCAGAUAGACAAUGUACAUUGGAUUGUGUGUACUAUAUUGUAUUCUAAACCUGUUUAUUGACUGCCAUCUACAGGUGGAAACUUUGUACUGGCAGUUGAAUUUGCCAUUCAAGCAAGUGCGACUGAGUCAAUUUGACAAUACAUGAACUGGUUCCAUUGUAUUGUCUCAUCCCAAAUUUUCCUUGAAAUUUCAACCGGCAGAAUGUAGAAUAGAAUAAUAUUUUCUGUGUGAUCUGUGUGUAAACUGGCAGUAAAUGACCCUCAUUUGCUUUUCUGUAAAAGAUCACAUUAAGAAAUGUUAGGAAAGGCAACCAAAUUUUCUGUGCACACGGGGAUAAAAUUGCUUCUAUCAAUCUGUUAAAGGGAAGGACAACACCUCGUAAAAGACAUUUGCUCAAAGUAUUCAAGUAUAGACCAUGUGAUAAUGAGUAUUAAUGAUGUUGUGAGGAAGGGUGGGCAAUUUGGGACACUUGUUAGAUUGGAUAAAAUUAGGGCUGUCAAAAUUAUCGUGUUAACGGGCGGUAAUUUUUUUUUUUUUUUAAUUAAUCACGUUAAAAUAUUUGACGCAAUUAAGGCAUAUGCCCCGCUCAGACAGAUUUAAAUGACAGUAUAGUGAAAUGCCCACUUGUUAAUUGUGUUUUGUGGAGUUUUGCUGCAUUCUGCUGGCGCUUGGGUGUGACUGAUUUUAUAGGCUUCAGUACCCAUAAGCAUUGUGUAAGUAAUUAUUGACAUCAACAAUGGCGGGCUACUAGUUUAUUUUUUGAUUGAAAAAUUUAUAAAUUUUAUUAAAACGAAAACAUUAAGAGGGGUUUUAAUAUAAAAUUUCUAUAACUUGUACUAACAUUUAUCUUUUAAGAACUACAAGUCUACAAAUCCAUGGAUCGCUUUAACAGAAUGUUAAUAAUGUUAAUGCCAUCUUGUUGAUUUAUUGUUAUAAUAAACAAAUACAGUCCUUAUGUACCGCAUGUUGAAUAUGUAUAUCCAUCUUGUGUCUUAUCUUUCCAUUCCAACAAUAAUUUACAGAAAAAUAUGGCAUAUUUUAUAGAUGGUUUGAAUUGUGAUUAAUUGCGAUUAAUUCAUUUUUAAGCUGUAAUUAACUCGAUUAAAAAAUUUAAUCGUUUGACAGCCCUAGAUAAAAUAGUACUGCUGUUGAUAAAAUGCCUGCCCCCAUGUCAAGAGCCCAUUUGAUAGAAAUAUUGGCUUUUAUUUGUUAGUUUUUGUAGGUGUUGCCUUUCCCUUUAAUAAAAGGAAAAUUGAAUGAAAUGAUUUUUUUUAAUUAGAAAUGAAAACAAAACAUUGCUUCCAAAAUGUGUUUCAAUUGAAUUAAUUUUUUUAAAAGAACUUUUUUAACAUAUACAGUGAGGAACAGAAGUAUUUGCACCCCUUGUGAUUUUGCAAGUUCACCCACUUAGAAAUGGGGUAAAGGUCUGAAAUUUCAUUUGUAGAUGCAUUUCCAAUCAUAGAGACAUAAUAUUGGGAAAAAAUACCUGGAAGUCAAAUUGUAUGAUGUUUCAAUAGUUUAUUUGUAAUUUACUGGGGUUCAUAAGUAUGUGUACCCCUGAGAUUAUCAGUGCUAAUAUUUUGUGCAGAAGCCUUUGUUUGCAACUACACAGGUCAGACAUUGCUGAUUCUCAGGGGUACAAACACUUGAGAACCCCACUAAAUAAUUGAAAAAUCAUGAGUUUCUGAUUUUUUUAGAUUGUCUCUAUGAGUGAAAAUGCAUCUAUGAUUGAAAUUUCAGAACUCCACCUAUUUUCUUAGUGCGUGAACUUGCAAAAUCACAAGGGGUGCAAAUACUUCUGCUUUUCACUGCAUAUUUUAUCCCCAAUGUUAAAUAUGCUAUUGUUUCAAUGUUUUGUUUUAUUUAUUUUUAGCACACACAAAAAGCAUGUACCAACACAUUUUUUUUUUUCUCCCCAACACCAGUGGGUGUUGCAGCACCCUCAGGAGCCCACUUCCCGCACCACUGAUGACAUCUGUCAUAAGCAUUCAUUAAUGCUAGAUAGUGUCUUAUGAAGCAAGGGUGUAGGUUUGGUCUCAACAUCGGUAGGGAUGGUAUUGACUCAUACUAACUCAACUUUCAUAUGUAUUCAUCAUAAGCGGAUUUUAAGGGGGGGGCAGGCCCCCCGGUGGCCGAAAAGUGUCAUUGCAUAUAAUUGACUUUCCUAAGUAUAUAUAUAUAUAUAUAUAUAUAUAUGUAUUAGGGCUGUCAAACGAUUAGAAUUUUUAAUGGAGUUAAUUAUAGCUUAAAAAUUAAUUAAUCGUAAUUAAUCGCAAUUAAUCGCAAUUCAAACCAUCAUAAAAUAUGCCAUAUUUUUCUGUAAAUUAUAUAUAUAUUCUGUAAAAUAAUUUGUUGGAAUGUAAAGAUAAGACACAAGAUGGAUAUAUGCAUUCAACAUACGGUACAUAAGGACUGUAGUGGGCAUUUCACUCUACUGUCAUUUAAAUCUGUCUAUGCUCUCCUCACUCUGAAGCGUCUACUUUUUCCAAAGCUAGACAGCUAGUGAACGACGCCUUAAUAAUCAGACUUCUUCCUUUUUCAUCUAAUUUAUUAAUAAAAUGGCCUCAAACCACUGUCCUUUUUAGACCGUAGUGAAACUACAAAAAAAAAAGUCCACAAGCAUUGCAUUAGCAACAACGUUAGCUUAGCACGCUAUACAGGUUCACUAAACAUAAACAAAAAGCGUCUCAUACAAAAAAUAUAACAUUUCGCUUACAAACAUAAUAUGUACAUUCUUUACAACAACCAUACUGACGGACAAAUCUUGUCCAAGGAUCAUAUAAGCACAACAUUACAACGUAGGCGUCAGCCCGAGACGUCGUGCAGCCAUAUUGAACUGGCAAGAAAGCAAUAAACCAUGUCGCAAAGCAACCACAAGCGUUCGCUGUUAGACAGCACAAAAAACCUUGCUGUAAAUAUUUCCAAAAGGCAGAAUACUGUCUGAGCGGGACAUGUGCGUUACUUGCGUCAAAUAUUUUAACGUGAUUAAUUUAUAAAAAUUAAUUACCGCGCGUUAACGCGAUAAUUUUGACAGCCCUAAUAUAUAUAUAUAUAUAUAUAUAUAUGUAUAUAUAUAUAUCCACAG